Messenger RNA from Dimorphilus gyrociliatus, 5942 nucleotides. NCBI's taxonomy places the organism in Eukaryota, Metazoa, Annelida, Polychaeta, Dinophilidae. The record is from the annotation of a GenBank genome assembly.
ACAUUCUAGUGCAACCCUUUAGUGAAGUAAUUUGAAAUCCGGCAGGAAAGCAAAUUUGUAGUGUUUUCUUGUUUUUUUAUGACUAUAUUAGUCUUAAAAUACCUAAAAGUGAUUUUAAAUGAUUGUUAACUAAAGUUCCUCAUAAUUAAAGAGCUAUUUUUUACGCCCAAUUUGUUAUUUAUCAUGGAGGGUGAUAAACAAUAUGUUCAUCCAAAUAAGACGAAAGCGUUACUCUCAUGGUUAAGCAAUUUAUUGGAUGAAAAUAUUACUGACUUAAAAAGUUUAAAUGAUGGAAAGUCUCUAGAAAGUGUUGCGGCAUUAGCAGAUAAUGGUUUCGAGAAGACAGGAGAGAGCGACAAAAGAUUACGAAAUUUAGUGAAUUUUCUGUCAGAAAUGUAUGAAAAACCCCUUGAAAAGUGGCUAUUAAACAUAUACAAUGGUGAUGAAUUUGAUAUUGCAAAGAUGGCAUUACUCCUCCUUAGUUUGGGUAUUUCGAGUGGCAAUCAUCAAAUUUUCAAAGAUAGUAGUACAAAGAUGAACAAUGACAUUCAAUCUCAUAUCUGUCACAUGUUGUCACCCAUUCUUAAAGUUGAAGACUUUAAUGAAGAUUUUGGAAAAGUACUAUGCGAUCCUCAUUCUAGCUAUUCUCAAAAUGAUACUCAUCCGGUAUCUUCAUCCACACCCGUCCAAGAUAACAUCAGAGACUCUCCUGAGAAAAGUCGUACAUGUCCUCCCAUCGUUCGACGCUAUACAGUAUAUAGCACAAUUUCUGGUGGCUCACCUAGCCAGGAUAUUAAAACUAACGUCUCUACCUCCUACGGCGCCUCUAAUGGUCAAGUUUUUACUAACUCAGUCAGCAUAACAUCACCCGUUAAUCGUUUUAUGAAAAGUCCUCAAAUUGUUACCAAAUUGGAAUUGAAUGAGAAAGAGUAUGAAAUAAGGAAGCUAAAGAGACGAUUAACGGAAGCGUUAGAUAGAACGUACGAUCUUGAGUUAGAUACAGAACGAGAUGCCGCUCUAAUCAAACAAAAAGAUACACUUCUUUCUUCUAUGCAAAUGGAAAUAGAAAUGCUAAAGAACAAACUUUUCUUUGCCGAAGAGCAAAUAAUAGAAUAUCAAGCAAAUGAGAAACAAUCUACUAAACAACACAUCAACAGGGCUAGUGAAGCUGAAACUAAAUGUCAAGAGUUAACGGUUCAAUUGAAUGCGUCGAUUAGAAAAAAUAAUCAACUUAAUGAAGAGAAUGAUGAUCUACUUAAACAAUUAGAAGAAGCACGAAAAAUAUUUAAAAUUACGGAAAAUAACACGCCGAACUAUUCUAAAAACGAAAUAAACUCUCUAACGCCUAAAAAAAGACUAAAUAACGAUUCUACAAUAUAUGAGGAAGAGAAAAUUACAUUACUGAAACAAAUAGAUAUUCAACAAAGAGAAAUUGAAUAUCAAAAAGAGCAAAUCAAUGAAUUAAGAGUUAAAAUGGAUUCAUCCGACUUUUUCUAUUCGCGACAGCAUAGUGACAACUCUGGUGAAAAUUUAGGAGAUGUUAUAGUCCAUAGAGAUCUUCUUGAGAAAAUCAACGAGCUAGAGGACGAAAGAGAUGAACUCAAUCGACUUAUUAAUAAUAAGGAGAUAGAAUACAAAAGGAUAAAAACAAUAUACGAAGAUUAUACAGAACAAUUGGAACUACUGGAGAAAGAUUACAGUCAGAUUUUUAGCCAGAAAGAGGCAUUGAAGUUAACUAUUGCUGGUUGUAAUGAUACCAUUGAUAGAUUAAACAAUGCUUUAGAAGAAGAGCAAAAGAAGUCAAGUGGUUUUGAGGAUACCAUUGAAAGCAUGAAUAUUGUUUUGGAGCAUAAUAAAAACACUUUAGAGGAAAAGUCAUUGCAAAUUCAAGAAAUGGAAAUGGAUUUUUCAACGACUAUCGGUGUACUGGAAGAUAAAAAUUAUGAGUUAUGUAAAAAUAUCAGUACUCUCAACGAACAACUCAAAGUGAAAGAGUCCAAAGUCGAAGAACUGAAGGAUAGUCUUAAAACUGCUGAAGAAAAUCUAAGGAAAUCUAUCGAAGAAAUUCACCUAAAUCAAGUACAAAUGAAAGCUGAAAAGGAUAGCUUAUUAACCGAUAUAAACAAUAAAUCAAUUUGGAUUUUAGAAUUGCAGAAUACAGUUGAAGAUCAACAGAAAGCACUUGAUGAUUUAGAUAAAGAUAUUGAAACUUUUGAAAAAGAAAAAGCAGAAAUAUCAGAAAGUCUCCGAGCCACUUUAAUGGAGAAUGAAGAGCUUAAAAAGAAAAUAAGCAAUAUCGUGCAGACGUCUAACGCAGAAAAUGAGCUACUUGUUAAUAAAUUAAGAGAACAGGAGAGAACUAAAACUCAAACUAUAGGAAUAUUACAAAAUGAUAUAAAAGAAUUAAAAGUACAACUUGAAGCUUAUAAAGAUAAAGAUGAUAGUGCUAAUAGUGGAAAGAAUUCAGAUGACUCUGACUUAAAAGAGCAUGUUGAACAGUUGUCGAAUGAAAAUCAAGAUCUGAAAGUUGAUAUUCUCAAUUUGAAAAAGCUGAGAAAAGACUAUCAAAUAGAAAUCGAUGAACAUAAAAGAGAGAUUGAUUUCUUAUCAAAUUCAAAGUUUACUCUUUUAACCGAAUUAGAAGUGAUAAAAGAUGAAAAUAAAACGCUAAGAGAUGAUUUGGAUACUCAUCUGAAAGAUUGUAAUCAUAAGGAAGAGGUUUCUUUAUUGAAAAACGAUCAAGAUGGCGAUAAGGAAAAAGAAAUUGACAAUCUUAAUGAAAAUAUAACGGAGAAGGAUAAAUUGAUUGAAAAAUUAAAAACGGUGAUUGAUGAAAAAGACAAUAAACUUUUGGAAUAUCGUUCAAAGUUAAAAGAAUCUAAUACCCUACUCGAUAAAAAGCAAAAUGAAAUAAUAAAAAAGGAAAUGGAAUUCACGGACAUACAAAAGGUCUUUCUUUCUCUGAAAGAUCAUAAAGAUUUAUUUAAGGAGGAUGAACCUGUACAAAACCUUUUGAAAAGUGUCGAGGACACACUGGAAAGUAACUUACAAACGAUAAUUAAUAAUUUGAAUAACCAAUUAGAUGAAAAGGAAAUGAUUUUACAAAAUUUAAAAGUAAAAAUAUCGCAGAAAGAAGAAAGUUUAAAGAAAUUAGAAGAGGUUAUUGAAAGGCAAAAGAAAGAGAAUAUGAUAUCUAUGGAAGAAGUUGAAGAGGAUAUGGCUCAUCUUGUCGAUCGGCUAAAAGAAAAGAGUGAACUUGCUGUUAAAUUGGACAAUCAAUUGAAAUCUUCUAAAGAGGAGAUUUCGAAACAGAGUGCAACUUUAGAAUCAUUAACAAAGCGGUUAAAUGAUUUUCGUAUUUCGGACGAGGAGAAAGCAGCCAUUAUUGAUAAACUCAAAGAACAAUUGGACAUCAUACAAGAAGAUUUCGACGUAGAAAAAGAAAAGAGUAGCAAACAGGCAAAUACUAUUGAGAAUCUAAAGGAAGAAUUAAAAUUUAUUCAAGAAGAAUUUAAAACGAAAGAGGAUUCUUUAUCAAAUAUGCAAUUGUGUUUAAACGAGAUGAAUAGCCAUAGUAAAAAAUUGAACGAAGAGUAUACGAAAUUGGAUACUCUAGUGAAAGAGUUAAAUGAGAAAUUGGAAGAGAAAGAUAAGAGUAUAAAGAAUUUAAUCAACGAAAGAAAAACUAUUUUUGAUAAAUUAAAUACUGAUCAGAAUAGUUUGAAAAGUGAUAAUUCAGAAUUGGAGAGUUUAUUAAAAAAGGCCAAUUCGAAUAUGGAAAAUUAUGAAGGAAAUAUAAACAAUUUAGAGAAUAAGGUAAAAGAGAAUUUUGACGCUUAUCAACAGACAAUGAGAGAAUUGCAACAAUCAAAAAUUCAAGUGACCAGUUUAAAAGUUGAAAUAAUCGAACUAAAAGACGAAGCUGAAAUUAAAAGAAGUGAAUAUCAUAAAAAUAUAUCUAAUUUAGUUAAUAAGCUAAAAGAUUCGGAUAAAGAGAAAAAAGAUUUAUUUAAAGCAUUAGAUGAAUCAAAAAAGAAGAUAAAACAAUUAAUUAGGGAAUUAGAAACGAGCGAUAGAGUUGUAACAAAGUAUAAAGAUUAUUGCGAUAAUUUUAAAUCGAAGUUGGAGCAUUUAAAGAGUGAAAAUCUUGAAUUACAUAAAAAAGUUGAUAAAAUGAAUAGUUCAUUAAAUGAAAUGAAUAAGUAUAAGAAGAGUUUAGAAGAGAAUAAAGUUAUGAUAGAAACGAAAUGUGCCGAAAGAACCGAGGAAGCGUCAUCCUUAACUAGUGAAUUGAUUUCCAGAGCAAAUAUUAUUGGUGAUUUACACGCCGAUAUUAUGGAAAGAGAGUUGGCUAUUGAAAAAUUGAAUCAUCAAUUGAGCGAUGCUCACGCUGAAAUUAAUUAUUUAAAGGAAGGUAGUCAUCUAUCGGAUUCGGAAGGUUUGAAUAAAAAACGAAAAGAAGAUAUACUAAAACUUGAAUUGGAAAAGCUAAAGAAGAAACUUGAUGUAUUAUUAUCGAGAGAAUCAAGAUUAAAGAAUGAACUAGUUGAAAGUAAAGAGAAAUUAACGUCUAAAAUUGAUAGAUUAUUGAAAACGAAUAAUCAACAAACGACACUUUUAGAAAAAAGUUCUCAAACAGUUCAAAUCUAUAUGAACGAAAUUACUGAAAAGAAUAGAAUAAUCGAAAAAUUACAACUUGAUUUGGGUAAAGAAAAGAGAAAAGUUUUGGACGGUGAGGAACAAAAAGAAAGAGUUAAUAAAUCUGCGGAUAAUUAUCGAUUAGAAAUCAAAGGUUGGGGACCAAUAUUCCCUCCUCACGACGAACCAGAUCAAUUACAAUUUGGUGUUUUGGAGGAUGAGAAUUGUGAAGUGGCCGCCCAAGAAUCUCCACUUUUACAGGAAGAAGGUCAUCUUUUACCCUUGGUACCGCCGAACUUAUCUUAUACAGCACAUUUAUCAAAUACAAACUAUUCGGAAAAUGAUAACGAAACGAAUUUCACUGAUAAAGACGCCUCAACAAAUAGUCAAUCUAAUAGUUCAUCAAAUGAUCCAAACAUAUAUAAAUCUGCAGGAAAAGGAAAAAAAUCUCACAAAAGUCGUUUCCUAUCCACAACAAAAUUCCUUAAUAAUCAAUUAUCAACUCCUUUGCAAGGUGGUAUAAGACUACCAAGGAGGACAAGUUCAGCUGAUAAGGCAAAGGUCAAGAAUAAUAUGAACUUUGAGAUGCCUUUUACCCCGAAAAGGAAACGGAAUCGAACAAGCGAUACGGCAACCCCAAAAACUCCAAAGAGUGGAAGACCUAAGGCUAGUAAAUUUACUUACGAAAAAUUCAAAAAGAAAAAGCUAUUAAAAAAUACUAGCAAUCGGUGAUAUAAAAACUUCCCUUAACUUUAUGUAUAUACAUACAUACAUAUGUAAAUAUGCAAUGUCUACGUCAAAGCGUUUUGUUGUCAUUAUAAAGCAUAAUAUAAAAAAUAUUACAAAGGCGCAUACAUAAAUGCAAACUGACAAACAUACAUUACAAUUAAAUUGUUUUAAAAAGUACAAUUUUAGGUUUUUGCCGAUGGUUUAUAACUGUCAAACGAACAAAUAGAAUUCGAAUAAAAUGAGAAUAGUUAGUGAAAAGUCAUUAUUUAUUAUAUCAAUGUUCUUGGGCGUGAAUAGGGAAUACUUUAAGUUGCGUUCUCAUCGUUUACUUUUCCCUUUGCUGCUUAUUUUACGACAAUGAUGUAAAUUUAAGUCUACGUCAUAGAGUUAUCUGUAAAACUGGACUUACUUAAUCAUACUUUAUAUUAAUAAAAGAUGACUACUGAACCUGCAUAUCCCAACUAUUUUGAAUUCCUAUCUAUAAAUCUUGACUUACUGAUGUAAAUGCAUCCCCAUUGUAUAUAUGUUUGUAUCAAGCAUUAAAUAAUUAAUAAGAAUUAAUAUCGAAAUUUAUU